Molecule: messenger RNA, 972 nt
Organism: Lachancea nothofagi CBS 11611
Lineage: Eukaryota; Fungi; Ascomycota; Saccharomycetes; Saccharomycetales; Saccharomycetaceae
Source: the annotation of a GenBank genome assembly
AUGAGAUUUUUAGCCGUGCUCUGGCUAUUCUCGCUGGCACGCUUGGCCAGAUCUUUACAAUGGGCCGAUAUUAUCAAUUUAAGGGACCAAGACGGUAUUAUAGAGGUGACGGAUGCAAAUUAUCAACUUCUCGCUAAGGGCCCUAGAGAUUUCUAUUCAGUGCUCUAUGUUACUGCGUCGCAACCAAACUCCCAGGGUGAGUACUGCGAUCUUUGUGAUCUGUUUGAAGCUAAUUUCCGAAAGGUCUCGCUUGCUAUGCUCAGUCAGUUGUCUGAGGAAGUCAAUCAAGAAACAUUUUUCUUCAAGUUAGAUGUCUCGCACUGUAGGUCCUUUGUACAAGAGUUGGGCCUCAAAACAAUUCCACACCUGCUGAUAUAUCCUCCCAAUCCAAACAACGAGAAUUUUGCAUGGUCUAAGGACCAAUUCUACCAAUUCCAUGUUACUCGCGAAAGCGUGCAAGAUCCAGUUUUGUUCGCAGAUUUUUUGGCCAAGAUUCUGAACGUGUACAUUCAAGUGAUGCGCGAUUUUGAUAUAACCGAAUUCUCGUACUAUUUUCUGGCAUUUCUUGCCUGCUUCUACGUGUUAAAGAAGAAGAUUCUGCCGCUUAUACCUGACAAAUCUCGAUUUUUCUCGCUGUUCUUUUCAUUGGCGCUCAUCUUUGUAUCGAUUACGGGCUACAGCUUCACGCGGAUGAACAACAUUCCGCUGAUAGCUAAGGAUGAGCAGGGUCAGAUCAUGUAUUUCAGCGGUGGUAUGGGUUGGCAAUUUGGAUUAGAAAUCUUUACGAUUUCGGGCAUGUACUUAUUUUUGGGCUCCUGUACGGUUGGUAUGAUUAUGCUGCCUAGGUUGAAUCUGAGCUCCAACGUUUUCAAUGCAGCUUCAAUAAUAUUACUUGCUUGUGGCCUUUACGGUUUCGUGUAUUUUACAGAGUGCUUCAAGAUCAAGCAACCCGGAUACCCAUUUGCACUUUAA